Messenger RNA from Pipistrellus kuhlii (Kuhl's pipistrelle), 2977 nucleotides. It is a transcript of the gene PTPN5, whose product is annotated as protein tyrosine phosphatase non-receptor type 5. NCBI's taxonomy places the organism in Eukaryota, Metazoa, Chordata, Mammalia, Chiroptera, Vespertilionidae. Gene Ontology annotation, molecular function: protein tyrosine phosphatase activity. Gene Ontology annotation, biological process: protein dephosphorylation. The transcript is spliced from 14 exons. The coding region runs from base 390 to 1985 and encodes 531 amino acids. The record is from RefSeq and is a predicted model, not a curated record.
GGGCGGGGCCGGGCCGGGCCGGGCCGGGGGGUGCCGAGCCCACCCGGCGGCUGCGCCCGCGUCUCAGCAGCCGAGGCGCACGGUGGGGCGGCCCGGCCGAGGAGCGCGCACGGAGAGCGGGACGGAGCGCCGGGCGGGCGCACAGAAGGACGGACGGCCGCCCCCGCACACGCAGACGCACACAGCUCGGCGCCGCUCCCGGCACACACACGCGCGCACACACUCGCAGGGACACGGGCAGACACACGCACCCCCGAGCGCGAACCUCCUCCCGCCCUCCGGCCCGCCCGCCCGCGCCCGGAGCCCGGGGCCCGGAGCCCGGAGCCCGCUCUGGCCGGAGGGAGUGAGAGAACCACGCUGCUGAUGACUCCGAGGGAGGGGCCCUGGACAUGUGCUGCAGUGAGAGGCUGCCGGGUCUCCCCCAGCCGGUAGUGAUGGAGGCCCCGGACCAGGCCGAAGAGCUCACGGACCCACGGAGAGAAAUGCCACCGCCACCCCCUCCUUCAUCACCCUCUGAGCCAGCUCAGAAGCCGCCACCUCCGGGCACCUGGAGCCACUCCCUCACGGUCAAGAGCAGCCUGUGCCUGUUGGCUGCCUCCCAGUUCCUGCUUGCCUGCGGGAUGUUCUGGCUCAGCGGCUAUGGCCCCACCUGGUUGCAGAAUGCCACCCUCCUGGAACAGCUGGGACCCAGGGCCUGGCUGGGCGUUGGGACGUGGGAAGUCCCCAGUCUGCUGCUGGUCUCUCUGUCUGUGCUCCUCGUUACCAGCCUGGUGUGGCACCUCCUGAGGGCUCCCCCAGAGCCGCCCACACCACUGCCCCCCGAGGACAGGCGCCAGUCGGUAAGCCGCCAGCCCUCCUUCACCUACUCGGAGUGGAUGGAAGAUAAGGUCGAAGAUGACUUCCUGGACCUGGACCCCGUCCCCGAGACACCCGUGUUUGACUGCACGAUGGACAUCAAGCCUGAGGCCGACCCCGCCUCACUGACCGUCAAGUCCAUGGGUCUGCAGGAGAGGAGAGGCUCCAACGUCUCCCUGACCCUGGACAUGUGCACGCCCGGCUGCAACGAGGAGGGCUUCGGCUACCUCAUGUCCCCGCGCGAGGAGUCAGCCCGGGAGUACCUGCUCAGUGCCUCCCGCGUCCUUCAGGCCGAGGAACUCCACGAAAAGGCCCUGGACCCCUUCCUGCUGCAGGCAGAGUUCUUUGAAAUCCCCAUGAACUUUGUGGAUCCGAAAGAGUAUGACAUCCCUGGGCUGGUACGGAAGAACCGGUACAAAACCAUCCUUCCCAACCCUCACAGCAGAGUGUGUCUGACUUCACCAGAUCCUGAUGACCCUCUGAGUUCCUAUAUCAACGCCAACUACAUCCGGGGCUACGGUGGGGAGGAGAAGGUGUACAUUGCCACUCAGGGACCCAUCGUCAGCACGGUUGGCGACUUCUGGCACAUGGUGUGGCAGGAGCACACACCCAUCAUUGUCAUGAUCACCAACAUCGAGGAGAUGAACGAGAAGUGCACCGAGUACUGGCCGGAGGAGCAGGUGGUCUAUGAUGGUGUGGAGAUCACCGUGCGGGAAGUCAUCCACACGGAGGAUUACCGGCUGCGACUCAUCUCCCUCAGGAGCGGGACGGAAGAGCGAGGUCUGAAGCAUUACUGGUUUACGUCCUGGCCCGACCAGAAGACCCCAGACCGGGCGCCCCCGCUCCUGCACCUGGUGCGGGAGGUGGAGGAGGCUGCCCAGCAGGAGGGGCCCCGCUGCGCCCCCAUCAUCGUCCACUGCAGCGCAGGGAUCGGGAGGACCGGCUGCUUCAUUGCCACCAGCAUCUGCUGCCAGCAGCUGCGGCAGGAGGGUGUGGUGGACAUCCUGAAGACCACGUGCCAGCUCCGUCAGGACAGGGGCGGCAUGAUCCAGACAUGCGAGCAGUACCAGUUUGUGCAUCACGUCAUGAGCCUGUAUGAGAAGCAGCUGUCCCGCCAGUCCCCAGAGUGACCUCUCUGCUCCCCUGGGGUCCUCCUGGCACCACCCAGCCUGAGGCUGGGCCCUUACCCCAGCCUCACCCCCAGGGCCCAGCCUCAGGUCCUGGCCUGCUCCCUGCCCUGCCCCUCCUGCUUCCCUCUCUCCAGCUGGCCCUUGCCCCCAACAUAGCAAUUCCUACUGUAUAUAUUGGGGAGUGGGGCAGGGUGGGGGAGGGACGUGCCAGGCCAGGCCUGGGGCUCCAGGACCCGACCCACACCACGCCGACCUGGGGCCUCAGUUUUAACCAUGGUUCCAUUGCUACUUGAUCCAAAAUGUUUGUGCUGCAUUCCACGUGUCCCGAACAGCGUGUUCUGUCUGUCCAUCCAUCUCUGCUGUCUGUACCGGACACUGUGUCUCCUCAGCCUAGGAUAGGGGUCAUGAGCUCCAGCCCCUAAGCAGCCCAGGCAGAGGUGCCUGGCUUGGCCCCCACCCUGCUUCUCCCAACAGACAGAUUGCGUUUCACCCUCAGUUAUUGGGAUCGGGGUGGGGAGGAGGGCCGGAGGGCCUGGAGGUCAGGUGUGGGAAGCUCCUGGGUGGCCUCUGGGUGUCACAGGUCCUCAGGAGGCAGUGACCCGCCUGCGAGGCGUUGGGGAGGAAGGGGCAGAUGGGGCUGUGCACCCGGAGGACGAGGGCCCUGGUGGGGGUGGGAGGGAGAGGGGGAGCUCCGAGGGCGGGUUGGGAACUCGCCCCAGAUCCGUGGGAAACAUUUUCCGGUGUCACCGUGGGAAGCCUUCCCAGGAGUCUUGCUGCGUGCAGCUCUGCGUGUGUUCCUGUGUCCACGCGUGUGUUGAGAGCCCAUCAGCGGGGUAUGCAUGACUCUUCGGCAACAUGUGUUAUCUUGGAGCCACGUGUUUUUAUUGCUGACUUUAAAUAUUUAUUCCACGGCAGACAGAGACAUUUGGUGUCUUUUUAUAAUUUGCUCGUGGUCAUUGAAUAGAGCAAUAAACAGAGCAUUUUGAGCAAAA